Messenger RNA from Salvia miltiorrhiza (redroot sage), 1068 nucleotides. RefSeq names its product receptor-like protein EIX1. The transcript is spliced from 2 exons. The coding region runs from base 1 to 1068 and encodes 355 amino acids. The record is from RefSeq and is a predicted model, not a curated record. Lineage: Eukaryota; Viridiplantae; Streptophyta; Magnoliopsida; Lamiales; Lamiaceae. Gene Ontology annotation, molecular function: protein binding.
AUGGUUUUCUGUCAUCAUGGCGAAAUCACGAAUGCUGUGAAUGGUAUGGUGUUGAGUGCAGCAACACCACUCGCCAUGUCAUCUCCCUCCAACUUAAUGCUUGUAAUUAUGAUGGUGGAUUGCAAGGUAAGUUGCAAUGAUUUUGGAGGCAAUCCUGUCCCAGAAUUCAUCGGUUCCAUGAAACAAUUACAUCACUUGUAUCUCGGGAAUUCUUACUUUUCUGGGAUCAUUCCUCCUCAGAUAGGGAACCUUACUAACCUGCGCUCACUUGGUCUCUCUCGCAACUCUUUGAGGAGUGAGAAUCUCGAUUGGCUUUCAAAUCUCUCUUUGUUGUCUUUUCUUGAUUUGAGUCAAAUCGACUUAAGUCACACCAAUUGGCUGCAGCAUAUCCCAAGUCUUCAUCAUUCCCUAUAUGAAUUGCACUUGAAAUCUUGUGGCCUCAAGGAUAAUAAACCUUCUUCUAAUUCUUCUUCCACAUCUCUUCUUUCCAUCCUUGAUCUGUCACAUAAUAACCUCACUCUUUCCUCGUUCGAUUGGUUAUCUAAGUUAAACACAAGUCUAGUGAAAAUAGACCUGUCACACAAUGCUUUUGUAGGCCCGAUUCCUAAUGCGCUAAUAGAGAGUUUGGUUCUUAUUGAGCAUCUUGAUCUUUCUAGUAACAUGCUUCAAGGUCAAAUCCCAAAAUCUUUGUCCAAGCUCAGUCGUCUGCGCGUCCUAGUCCUUUAUGAAAAUGACUUUAGAGGAGACUUUGAUGAGUUGUUUGGAAAUAUAUCCGCCAAUGGAAUAUUGGAAUCACUCCAAAUUCUAGACUUGGCUAAGAAUCAACUGAAUGGUUCAGUGUCAGACUUGAGAGCACUUUCGGCAUUGACAGAAGUGUACCUUGGGGAUAACAACUUUACAGGCUCCGUGCCUCAAAGUAUUGGCCAACUCUCCGAGCUUCAAGUUCUAGAUCUCUCUAAUAAUUCUUUGAAAGGUUCAGUCUCUGAAUCCCACUUCAUGAAGCUUGACAAGUUGAAGGUACUGGAUUUAUAUAUCCUUCAAUUCAUUGAUCUUGCAUGUUGCCCCUGA